This is a messenger RNA of Paramecium sonneborni, 521 nucleotides long. The record is from the annotation of a GenBank genome assembly. NCBI's taxonomy places the organism in Eukaryota, Ciliophora, Oligohymenophorea, Peniculida, Parameciidae.
AUGGAUAUAUAUAAUAAAUAGAUUUAUGAACUAUUCAGAGUAAAAUUUUCAUGCUAAAUUAAUCACGGAAGGUACUUCGAUUCUCUCAAAUAAUGUAAUGAAAAAAACAAAACUUCAUCUUAUGAAUUAUAGAAAAAAUAGUAACAUCAGAAAGAUCCAAUAUUAGUUCUGUCCUAUAAAUCAAAGGUUUCAUGAUUAUUUAAUAGUUCUCAUCUUAUUUAAAACUUUGAAAUCUUAUAGUAAACUUUUCAUAAAAAAACUAAUAGUUAAAAAAAAGCAAUUAUUUGGAUGAAGCCAUCUCUUUGGAUAGUGAAUAACAGCAAAAGUAACAUAUAAUAUAUUUUAUCCUUCUCAAUAUUGAAUCUGAUGAUAGAUUUGAAGGAUCAAUUGAUGAACUUCCUAUUGUUUAUUCUUAACAAAAGGCUCAAUAACACCAUUAUAAUUCUAACUUUGAAAUCUCUGUUUAUAAAAGUUAAUAACCUUUUCCAUACAUUAAUAAAGAACUUAAACUUAUUUUAUGA